UAGCCUGACUGUGUUUCUGUGUCUUCAGGAUGUGAUGGCAGUCAGCAGUUCAACUGAAAAAACUCUGCCAUUCCCCAUCAUCGCUGACCACAACAGAGCGCUGUCCAUCGAGCUGGGCAUGCUGGACCCCGAUGAGAGAGACAGCGAUGGGCUGCCCCUCACUGCUCGCUGCGUCUUCGUGAUUGGCCCUGACAAGAAGAUGAAGCUGUCCAUCCUCUACCCCGCCACCACAGGAAGGAACUUUGAUGAGUUGCUCCGAGCUAUCGACUCUCUGCAGCUCACGGCACAGAAGAAGGUUGCCACACCUGUCGACUGGAAGCUUGGUGACAAAGCCAUGGUCAUUCCUUCACUCUCUGAUGCUGAAGCUGCUGCUCUUUUCCCAAACGGCGUGACCACUAAAGAGGUGCCUUCUGGGAAGAAUUACUUGCGCUACACCCAGCCCUAAAGAAACACUAGGGACGAAAAUCUUUGUAUAGAUUACUACUCUUUGAUAAAUGGAUAUCAUUGGAUGAUAACACUUAAAACUGACCAAAAGCAUAUAUUCACCAAUUUGGAAGUUAAUGUCAUGCUGCGUUACUAGCUAUGAACAGAGAUGAUAUACGGUCUCAUUUUAAAGUGCCUUGUUUCAAUCAAUAAACACACUUUUCACAUAA
Notothenia coriiceps (black rockcod) is the source of this 653-nucleotide messenger RNA. Its product is annotated as peroxiredoxin-6-like. The record is from RefSeq and is a predicted model, not a curated record. Lineage: Eukaryota; Metazoa; Chordata; Actinopteri; Perciformes; Nototheniidae. The transcript is spliced from 3 exons. Gene Ontology annotation, cellular component: mitochondrion; cytosol. Gene Ontology annotation, molecular function: peroxiredoxin activity. Gene Ontology annotation, biological process: cell redox homeostasis. Bases 35 to 445 code for a protein of 136 amino acids.